Messenger RNA from Cololabis saira (Pacific saury), 5017 nucleotides. RefSeq names its product F-actin-uncapping protein LRRC16A-like. Gene Ontology annotation, molecular function: protein binding. Gene Ontology annotation, biological process: cell migration; regulation of Arp2/3 complex-mediated actin nucleation. Gene Ontology annotation, cellular component: lamellipodium; plasma membrane. The transcript has 39 exons. The record is from RefSeq and is a predicted model, not a curated record. Bases 369 to 4640 code for a protein of 1423 amino acids. NCBI's taxonomy places the organism in Eukaryota, Metazoa, Chordata, Actinopteri, Beloniformes, Belonidae.
AUCCACGGCCGCGGAGGAUGCGCGGCAGCGCUGGCCUUUCAAUUUGCCUGAAGCGCCACAAUUCAACAUGGUUUUAAGGAGAUUAUAACAUAUUAUUUUCCCACACAACCCCGCGCUGUUUUUCUGAACUACAAAAACAGAGAUGCACCCAGAUAAUCUGGGAACCGUUGUCUCCUGCCGGACGCACCGAGAGCAGGAAUAGGAAUAGGAGGAGAGCAGCAUGUAACCGGGAGGAGCGCACCAGCUGCGGCGGACGCUCCACCUGACUCGUCCCUCGCUGUUUCCUUCACAAUUUUCCUCAAAAUCGGAGGCUUCUCGAUGUGUUGACCGAAUCGCCGUGGACACUUUGGAUAUUAUUUUUUAGGAAAAUGAGUGAAGACGUAUCAGAGGUCCCUAAAGAGCUCCUGGAGAGUGUGAGGGAUGCAGUUGGGAGGAAGGUGAAGUUGUCGCUGAGGAAAAGAGUCAAACUGGAGAUAAAAGGAGACAAGACGGAGAACAGAGUCUUGGCCCUUGCAUCUCACCGCGCCUACCUCUUAACGGCACGCAUUCCCACCAAGGUGGAACACUCCUUUAAUUACCUGGAGAUCCAGGGAAUUGCUUGCAACAAGCCAACACAGUUAUGCAUCGAGUACGAGCGGGGUUCAUUCUCUCUGAAGCUGCCCUCCACAGAAGAGGUGAACGAGGUGGUGGCUCACAUAGGAAACUGUGUGCAGAGGAUAUGUCCCGGUAUACCACCUAGUAAAGUGAUGAAGAAGCUCUCCAUGGAGCCUCCAGACAGGCUGCCCUCCCUGCAGACGCUCUGGGAGAACAACAAGCCUUCUGAACCUGGGCCUUGUGGUGGGUUUUCUCAGAUGUACAAAUGUGUCUGUGACUGGUUGGGUUUGCCGUAUCGAGAAGAGGUGCAGUGGGAUGUGGACACUAUUUAUUUGACUCAAGAUACCAGGGAACUAAACUUGCAGGACUUCAGCCAUCUGGAGAACAGGGAUCUGGUAGCUAUAAUAGCGGUCCUGGAGUUCAACCAGUGGUUCACCAAGCUUUCCACAAAGGAUUACAAGCUGUCUGCAGAUGUGUGUGAGCAGAUCCUUCGGGUGGUGUCUCGCUCCAGUCGACUGGAAGAGUUGGUUCUGGACAAUGCAGGACUCAAAACGGACUUUGCUCAGAAGCUGGCUGGAGCCCUGGCCCACAACCCCUGCACAGGACUCACCACCAUUAACCUUGCCAACAAUCCCCUGGAGGACAGAGGUGUUUCGUCUCUGGGUGCUCAGUUUGCCAAACUUCGUAUGGGGCUUAAGCAUUUAAAUUUUUCCAAAACCUCAUUAUCACCCAAAGGUGUGAAUAGUCUUUGCCAGUCACUGAGUGCCAACCCGUCCAUCCCCAGCAGCCUCGUCCAUCUGGACCUCUCAGGGAAUAUGCUCCGAGGAGAUGACAUGCAGCAUUUCUACAACUUCCUCGGUCAGCCCAACAGUCUAGUGGUGCUGGACCUCUCCAACACAGACUGCUCUUUAGACCAGGUUUGUUCAGCUCUACUGCGAGGUUCAUGCCAGCACCUCUCUGUUCUUAACGUUUCAAAGAGUGUCUUCCCUCACAGGAAAGGGAAAGACGUGCCGCCCUCGUUUAAACAUUUCUUCAGCAGUGCAAUGUCUCUCAGCUCCAUCAACGUGUCAGGAACCAAGCUGCCACCGGAAGCCCUCAAAGCACUUCUGCUUGGCCUGGCCUGUAAUCCCAACCUGAAGGAUGUGUCUCUAGACCUCAGCUGCUGUGAGCUGCGAUCUGGAGGUUCCCAGAUCCUUGAGGGAUGUAUUGCUGAGAUCCCAAACAUCUCCACCCUGGAUAUCUCUGAUAAUGGCCUGGACUCAGAACUGUCCACUCUGCUUGUUUGGUUAGCCAAGAACCGCUCCAUCAGACAUCUGUCUCUGGGCAAAAACUUUAACAACAUCAAGUCCAAAAACCUCGCUCCGGUUUUGGACAGCCUGGUUCACAUGAUUCAGGAGGAGGAGUCGCCCCUCACCUCUCUGUCUCUCGCAGACUCCAGACUCAAGAGUGAUCUGACCAUAGUUCUCAACGCCCUCGGCAGCAACUCCUCGCUCACCAGGCUCGACAUCGGCGGUAACGCCAUGGGGGACAUGGGAGCCAAGAUGCUGGCCAAGGCACUGCAGAUCAACUCCAAACUCAGGACUGUGAUCUGGGACAAAAACAACACCAGCCCUCAGGGUCUACAGGAAGUAGCAGCGGCUUUGGAGAAGAACUUCACCAUCCGCUUCAUGCCCAUCCCCAUCAUUGAUGCGUCCCAGGCUCUGAAGGCAAACCCUGAGAAAACAGAAGAUGCCUUGUUAAGGAUUGAGAAUUAUUUGUAUAGAAACCAUGAAACCAGAAAAUACCUGCAGGAGCAGGCGUAUCGUCUCCAGCAGGGCAUCGUAACCACGACUACACAACAGAUGAUAGACCGGAUUUGUGUGAAGGUGCAGGACCAUCUGAACUCUCUGAGGAACUCGGACACAGACAUGGUCUUGGACGAUGUCAGAUCAGCAGAGAGCCUCAUCAAAGAUGCCAGGAACUCCAAAACUCUGCUCCCUAACCUUUACCAUCUUGGGCUGGCAUCCAGAGAGGAGGUAAACAGUUCAUCAGUGGGUCCAAUUCAAGAAAAACUUGAAUCCAUGGCCGGGGAAGUGACUACUGUCAUGGACCAGCAGCUGCAGACUCUGUUAGAGUCCAUGGUGGAUGCAGCUGAGGGUCUGUGUCCUCAUGUGAUGAAGAGGAGUAAUCUUCGUUCAGAACUGAUGCAUGCCAGCUCAGCAAAGAUGGUUGUACCUAAAAGCUUUGUCACCAAAACCCUCCUGGAACAGUCGGGGGUGGAUAUCAUCAACAAGAUCAGUGAGGUGAAACUGAGUCUGGCAUCCUUUCUCUCGGAUCGCAUUGUUGAUGAAAUUUUGGAAGCUCUUUCCACAUCCCAGCAUACACUGGCAGACCAUCUGGUACGCCGAGGUCGCCCCUUGCAGCACGAGUCUGUAGAUCUGGACGUCCCAGAGGAAAAGAUUCCUAAACGGGCAUCGACUGAGAUACUGGAGGCUGAGAGGCUUGACGACCUGGAAACAUGCAUGACUCUUUGCUGCACCAGUAUGACUCCUAAAUCCAAAAGGAAAAGCAUCCACAGCAGAAUGCUGCGGCCCGUGUCUCGUGCCUUUGAGAUGGAGUUUGACCUGGACAAAGCAUUGGAGGAUGUUCCUGUCCACAUGGAGGACACCUCCACUUCAUCUCAAACUCCACCCACUCCGUCUGUGUUCUCUCUCCAACUGGGGCAACAUCCACCUGGAAAGAUUGCAGAGCUGCCAUCUGAGGAAGAGAAAAAACUCCAGCACUUCACAAAACUACGACCCCGAAGGAACAAAAAGACACAUUCAAGCAAAAUACCUCAAAUCAACAGCACUACUUCUCAAGAUGGGGAGCAGAAUGGCCUCAUGGGAAGGGUGGAUGAAGGAGUGGAGGAGUUCUUUUCCAAAAAAGUCACCAAGAUGAAUUCAAAACGAUUUCUGAGGAGUUCAGAGUCUCAGGAUGGAGAGAAGAAGAAGAGUAAAGGAGGAUUCCUAAACCUCAUCAAGCGAACUGCCAAAUCAGAUAAAUCAGACAAAUCUGACAAAUCAGACAAAUCUGAUAAAUCAGACAAAUCUGAUAAGUCGGAGAAAAACCAGGCAGCUCCAACAUCCUCUGGUACAUCGUCAGCCUCUGCAGCCUCUGCUCCAGCACCCACUCUCCCUGAAGAACCUUCUUCUCCAAAGGUGGCAGUUAAAAGCCCGGCGCCCGAGCCAAAGUCCAGAGAUGCCUCCAUCCGCUCACAGCCAACUGACUACAGCAGCAGCUCGGACCGUUCCGAGGAGCUGAGGACGCCAGACUCCAUGGAUGAACCGUGGGAGAGCUUGGACGGCAGGGGAAGUCCUCAGGGAGGGAAGCGCUACACUGGAGUGCAGAUGAUGGGCAGUGGCCUCCUGGCAGAGAUGAAGGCUAAACAUGAGAGGAGAGCAUACAAGUCUUCCAGCCCUGACAGGCCUGACAGCAAUGCAGCAGCCAAGCCCCACCCCACGUCUACAGAGAGCAGGUCUCCCAGUGGGUCCACCAACAAAGCUGACUCUGCUCCUUCUGAGAAGUCAUCAACACGCACUGAGACCAAAACUGAAGCCAGCACUCGUGUCAGAACCACAUCUUCUUCAAACUCCCCUGCAGGACCAGUGAGCCCUAAACCUCCCAUACCGCAAGGAGCAAAGCCUGCUUUAGCUGCUCGGCCCUCCAUCCCCCAGAAGCCGAGGACCACCAGUACCAGCAGGACCUUAGACGAGAGCUCAGAUUCUCCCGGCAGUAGCGGUGCAUCUCCUAAAACACUGGUUCUCCCUUCAACGCUAAAGAAAGGACUGUUAGAAAAGGACAAGGACUCCAGUCUUCAGUCAGGAGUUUCCACAAACAAAUCCACUCAGGAAGUGCGGUCAGCGUCAGAUGCUGUGAAGCGAUGCGGCCCUCUCAGCUCCAACUCUGAAGACCGCGGCUCCCUCAAGACCAAGGACAAAUAUCCAAACGCAGACAAGGACAAGACCACUAGCAAGAAGUCAUCAGGCUCUGGGGAGGAGGUGGAUAAAGACAUCUUUUUAAUAUGAGCCUGUUGACAAGACUCUCACGUUCGUUUUAGAAAAACAGCUAAAGGAGACAAUGGUGGUCAUGAUUGAAUUUAUAUUAGAGUUUGUACUUAAGGGUCCCGUCUGACCACAAGGUACAAAUCAUGUUCGGUAAGCAGGAAGGCCUGCUGUAAUGCAAGUUAGUUUCAACAACAGUUUUAAUCUGGUUCUUCAUGCAUAUUUUAACAACUUGGUCAUCAUGCCACCUAAAUAAUACCAAAACGGUGCUCCAUCUCACAGGAGCCUCUUUAUCCAACCACUCCAGCCUUUCAUCUACUUUGAUUUUCGUCACUUUUCUUAGACUUUUCAGGGUUUGACCAUUCGUGACCAUCAUGGGUCAAGCUCAUCCAGUCAGAAAA